AUGGGCACCCAGACACCCAAGGCUGCAGGCAGCAACCCUUCCACCCUCCGGGCCACCGAGCACACCUAUGCUGUGCGAUCAGCGGUGGAAAGGAAGAGGGCGGCAUCAGUAUCGUCAUGGCAUGGGUCACUCACGACGCGCGAUGCACCCCCACCUGAAGAGAGGCAUCAUGCCGGGCACGACAAGAGACGGAGGGAGCAGUACGCCGUACAGCCUACGCGAUCACCAUCGCACUCGCCACCACGAACUCUAGACAUACCGGAACAGCUUGCUGAGCUACUCAUUACCAUGAUUCCAGGGUCAGAAGGGGAGGAGCUAGCUGAGGCCUAUCGCGAAGGAACCGACCUACCACCCAUCACAGGACAGUCACUGAGCGAACUCGACAUCCAAAACAUCAUCACGAACAUCAGACUACGGCACGACGUCAACUUUGACCGCAAUCUAAGCUUUCGCCCCAACCUAGACGGCGCUAAGGGACAAGGCAAGGUAAAGGCAGCACAUCGUUACUGGAGGGCGUUGGUAGCUGAGCUGGAGCUGUACAAUCGACUAUUUCGUGGAACACUGCCAAUGCAAGAGAUGGACACCCAUGACUGGCCGACUAUCGUUCGUCACGCCGAGCGUCGCAUCCCCAAAAUCUUCCAGACUAUUCGAGACGUGCUGAAGAGCCUGGUACCAGACCGCGACCACUCCAGGGUAGACGAGCAUCUGGACGUAGGCAUGUUGAUGCAGCAGAUUGAGAGAGGCAUAUGUGAUCUGGUGGGCCUGUCAGAGUGGAUGUCCUGUCUUCUGAAGGAGCAUUGCGCGCCCAUGAGGGACGAAUGGGUCGACAAGAUGGUGUCCUACACUAGGACAGGCGUCACACAGAACAAGCCAGACAGCAUCGUCAAGGGACUGUGCGAGCUGCUGGGAAUACUUGAGUCCAUGAAACUCGACGUAGCAAACCAUCAGAUACGUAACCUUAAGACACUACUCAUUGAGGAUACCAUCAACUUCGAGACACACUACCACCUGGACCGACUCGUCAACGGCCGUGCACGAUUCGACAUUCAGAAUGCACAGAAGUGGUAUCACUCUGCUUCUGCAGAAUUUGGCCCGGUUUGCAGCACUCAGCGCGAUCCUUCACGUCUGCACCUCGAGGUUCUCGUCCGUGGAGUGAUAGCAACACUGUUCGGAGAGGACGGACGGUCUGACUUCCCGGAAGCUAUGUACCUUGACAUUGAUCGACUACAGAUCAUCAAGGCGGAGAUCGAAGACCACAUCUUCUUCGAGGUUUGCUUGGAUAUGUUCGCAACUCUACUAAAGCAAUUCGGCUUCCAGGGACCGAGCCUGUCAGUUACACGCCAGCAGGUGGUCUCAUCGCUCACUGCAAUCAUGGGCGAGUCAAGUGUCGGCUACGGGCCCCAUCAAUGGAUGGCCAACUCUGAGGCUUUGUCUCUGGAAAUCCUGAGGCAAGCUUCGACCCUCGCCGGCCGAGCCACAAUGUACGACUACGAUAACAUGUCACGCGCGAAUCGACUCCUGCGGCACCUCUUCUUCAGUACUUUCACGACUCAAGCACGCAAUCUUGAGUCUGCGGUACUGCCAAUCAUCCUUGCUACGAUCGAAAAGUACUCCACCUCAUCCCCUAUUGAGCUCUUCAAUAACCUCGUCCCUGCCACAACAACAACUACGACACUUCCAUCUGUAAACCCCUCUCAGUCUACUGUCCCCGAUACGUUCUCAUUCCACCGUCUUCUUCACCCCGAUACACACAAGCUCUCGGAUAUCGCAAACCGCAUUUCCCAUAUUACUAUUCUGCACUGGCGCAUCUGGAGUAAGAUUGCUUACAUCCAAGACGACGCUUCCGAGUCACGACUCACUUCUACGCCAGCUCCUCAGGUCUCUGAAGCACACGUCCCGUCUAGCAUGAGGACUGGCGAGGCGACAGAGACGUACGAAGAAGCACCCGCUGCUCACGAGACGUCCACUCAGUAA
Messenger RNA from Didymella exigua CBS 183.55, 1974 nucleotides. RefSeq lists its product as uncharacterized. The transcript is spliced from 2 exons. NCBI's taxonomy places the organism in Eukaryota, Fungi, Ascomycota, Dothideomycetes, Pleosporales, Didymellaceae. The record is from RefSeq and is a predicted model, not a curated record. The coding region runs from base 1 to 1974 and encodes 657 amino acids.